AUUAUACGUGUAAUGUUUGAUUUGUGUUUGUUCUCUUUUUCAUUUUGUUUCGGAGGAGAACCAUUUGUCGGCUGUGUGUUUGAUGUUGGAAGGUCUGGCCUUGGACUGGUUUCGUUGGCGACAGCGCAAUCACCUCUUGGAUUCUUGGGCGGAUUUUGUUACCAAUUUUAAGCUCCGCUUCGACCCUUUCAAUUAUGUGGACUCUUUCAGGUUGUUAUCCAAAGUUCAGCAAAUAAAAACGGUUCUCGAGAAUUUACACGCAUUUGAGAAGAUCUUGGUCAAUGUUCCCGCUGUUGAUGAAACAAAUCUACAAUCUCUAUUCCACGCCGGCCUAAAGCCUCACCUCCAGCAUGAGAUUAUGUUGCAAAAACCCACGUCUCUAUCUAGUUCUUUUGCCCUAGCUCGGGAAUUGGAAGCGAAACAUGCUGCAUGGGCCACCUCCAUUCAGCCGCGGGUUCCGCCCCGCCAUGGCCCUUGGGUAUUUGGAAAAACUGCCUCGCCUCCUUUGGCAACGACGCUGCUGCCCACACUGGCUGGGAUACCAGACAACAACGCAAACCCGACCCACCCCAUCCGAAGAUUGACCUAUGCUGAAAAAAGGGAAUGGGAUGCCAAAGGCUUGUGUUAUAAUUGUGAUGAAAAGUGGGUUAAGGGACAUAGAUGCGGCCGUUUCCUUUUUCUCUUGGAGGAUGAUGAGAUGGAUGAGAGUUUGCCACCAGAGGAGUCAGACAACAUCGUCAUGACAGCCGAUGUCUCGAGUCUCAAUAGCAUGGUAGGUGUAAUGCCCUGAAAAUAGGCCUAUCAGAAUUAAUUAAUUGAUAAUUAAUUAAUUACUCAGAAGGACCCAAAAAUUAAUGAUUUAUAAGUUUGUUAAUAAAUAAUGAAAAUUAUA
This is a messenger RNA of Cuscuta campestris, 892 nucleotides long. Lineage: Eukaryota; Viridiplantae; Streptophyta; Magnoliopsida; Solanales; Convolvulaceae. The record is from the annotation of a GenBank genome assembly.